UUAACAGAAGUUUGAGGCCGAUUAGAUGGAGAGGGUGUCGAGGUAUGCAGCGGAGCGCGGACUCGAUGUGCUCGGCACGGGUGGUGCAAGGGGAGGAGAGGCGGGGCGGCGGCUGGCGGAGGGAGGGGUCGGGGGAGAUGGUGGGCAUGGUGCGGCAGACCCCACUUUGGGUGGUGGAGGCGGUGAGACAGAGGAGGGCGUGAUCCACGUGGAUCGCGAGGCGCGUGGCCCGGGUGACGAGGGAGUCCCGGAAUGGGAGGACGUGCCUGAGGUUUAUCCAGGCACUGGGGAGAGGUUGGAGGACUGGCGGAGGCGAGCAAGCAAGGGAGCUGCAAUGGAGGGGUCUUCCAAGAGGAAGGAAGGAGGGAGUGAUCCGGCUGCCACCCCAGCAGGGAAGAGGCUUCGGCAGCAGAAGGUGACAGAUGUCUACGAUGGCGAGUGGGUUGCCCGCCACAAGAAGGCAUUCCUUCGCUGGUUGUAUUCCAACAGGGUCUCCUUCAAUGCCUUCCGCAACCAGGUGUGGAAGGCAUAUCAGCAGGUGUUUCUUGAGCAGCCUGGCAGUUCCCUGCGUGCAGUGCUUUCCAACCACUGCGAGAUUGCGAGUAUGCGGGCGGUGGAGACCCACCGUGCGGAGUUGGCGAAGGAGUUGGAGGAGGUGAGGCAGCCAUUCUGGGUGACUGGUGCCACCCUCCUCUCCGAUGGGAGAAAAUCACGAGACGGGAGACCGAUCGAGAAUUUCCUUGCUGCUGGCUCUCGAGGGGUCGUCGUGUACACGACGAUCAAUCGAGAGGGCGAGUCGGACGAUGUAGUGCACGUCCUUCAUAGAUGGGUUACCAUCUUCCACGAGUUCAGCUUUGGCGGGCCGCAGCGGAUCAAUGCGAUAUGCACUGACUCCGCUUCUGCCUAUGUGGGGGCUGCGAGGGCAUUGACCUCGCCGUCCAUGCCUCCUGCGGACGACACGCGGACUUUUGCUUCCAUCCCGUGGUCCGCCGAUGUGUGCGUCAUGGCGCGGUGGGUGCGCCGACAGAUCAGAUGGGAUCCAUGGUGGCAGAGGGUGGCCACCAUCGUCCAUAUCAUGCAGCCCGUCAUGGAGUUGCUCAGGAGGAUGGAUCGUGGAGGACAGUACAUGUCCCUCAUGAUCGAGUGGACGCAGGAUCUUGUCCGCCGUGUCACGGUCGCAUGCGCCCCUUUGGGGACGUCAUUCGCCGACCGGAUCAUCAGGCGUGUGCAGGCUCGCAUACAGCACAUACUUGAGCCGGCUCACUGCGCAAGGUUCUUAUUGAACCCCUGCAGGCGACACGUUCACUACUUUUCGGGGCAGGUGGAGAGGUACGAUGCUUGGCUUGUGGGGCAAGCCAAGAGGUACAUUUUGACGCAGACGGGAUUCGAGCUGGAGGGUGCGGAGAACAUCCUUGCAUGUCGGCAGUUUGAGGACUUCCACAUUCAGCAGGGCAGGUUCGGGGAUUGGGGCGGUCCAGAGGGGCGUGCUCGUGGGCGCGCGUGCAGCGGCGACAGCGAGACAAUUGAGUGCGUGUCUUGGUGGUCUCAGUUCGGGUCGGGCUCGCCACAGUUGCAGCGUUGCGCUCUUCGGGUGAUGCACAUGUGGUCUUGCGCCUCUCCAGCGGAGAGGAACUGGGCAGUCCACGAGGGCAUUCACACGAAGAAGCGCAACCAAUUGGCCUUCGAGAAGGUUGUGCAACUCAUUGAGAUCACCGCAAAUGUGCGGUUGACUGAGUAUCGGCGGGCUCGAUGCAGUUAUGUGCUGCCAUGGCAGCGGGACGAGGGCAUGUUGGAUUGCCAGGUAGGACUCGAGUUGGAGCCUGUGCGCACGGGAACUCGCAGGAGGAUGACGGACGAGGAGAUUGCCCGUCAGCGAGGCCUUCUCCACAGAGGCGGGGCAGUCCGCCAGCUUAGGUUACGAUCACCUUCCCCGGGGAUAGGGCAGGAGGAGGGGGGACCUUCGGCAGCAGCAGUGGAGAGUUCGAUGACACCAGCGGCUGUGUCGGACGCGACGAUCGCGGCCGCGGUGGAGGAGAUAGCAGCAGCAGCAACAGUGCUGGUGGAGGAUCCACCAGCGGCAGGAGGAGGUGCAGCAGUGGAGGGGCAGGUGGCAGCAGCAGGAGGAGCAGGUGGAGGAGCAGCAACAGUGGAGGUUGAGGUGGCAGCAGCACUGGAGGAGGAGGACCCACCGUCGGCAGCUGCAGUGGAGGAGGAGAUAGUCGCACAGGCCGAGGUGCAGCGUGGGGGCAAUGACGAGCGCCUCAUGUAGCAGUUCCUCACGGAGGAGCUCGGUCCGGCCAUAGUGGGUAUGACCCCGGGUGUGGAGAGGGGGUUUGUGAUUUCACAUUCGGAGAUGGGGACCCACUU
This is a messenger RNA of Chara braunii, 2367 nucleotides long. The record is from the annotation of a GenBank genome assembly. NCBI's taxonomy places the organism in Eukaryota, Viridiplantae, Streptophyta, Charophyceae, Charales, Characeae.